Penicillium salamii is the source of this 1149-nucleotide messenger RNA. The record is from the annotation of a GenBank genome assembly. Lineage: Eukaryota; Fungi; Ascomycota; Eurotiomycetes; Eurotiales; Aspergillaceae.
AUGUCAAAAAGACGUCCUCACACUAAGUCUCGAAGUGGAUGUAAUCGAUGCAAAAGACGUCGGAUCAAAUGCGAUGAAGCCGGACCCCCUUGCGCCACUUGCAGAGCUCGGAAUGCGGAGUGUGAAUAUUCUGUUGAUAUCUUUCGGCCCUCCAGUUGGGUGCAAUCCAGCGAGAAUGCGAGGACAGAGUGUAAAACGCAACCAGCGCUUCAAACACCACAUCGAGAAUCCUACGAAGCUGUGCAAGAUGGCCCGAGUCUUCCGCCAACCUCAUUAACUCGCAAUCGAGAACUACAGCUAAUGCAUCACUGGACAUUAAAGACAUGUCAUUCGUUUUCGGCCACAUUAAGUCAGGUUUUCCAGACGUAUGUGGUGAAACAAGCGCUUCACUAUCCCUUCCUGAUGGACUCUUUCCUUGCACUCACGGCACUACACAUGGCGUCUGAACUAUCGGACACCGUGGAAAAGAAAGAACUUCUGAAUGAUGCCCUUCGAUACCAGAGCAGAGCAAUGCCUGUAUUUCGAGAUGAGUUAGGAAAUGUGUCGCCGGCUAAUUGCCAUGCACUUUUUGCGUGUUCUGUUAUUAUGAUGGCUUGCACUGUGGUUUUUCCCUCUUUGGAAGCCAGGUAUGGGUGGGAGAACAGAGCAAAAGCCCCCACUGGCCUUAAGUCUCUCUUCCAUCUCAUUAGUGGGAUUCACUCUAUCAUUGAUCAGGCGCGCGAAUCCCUGGAGGAAGGGCCAUUCAAGGCAAUCAUCCAGCCUUGGUCGGGGGCAGAUCCAGCAUUUUUAUCGCCCGAGGAGCGUGUCCUCCCUUCCGAGCUCAGGAUGCUUUGCGAUGAUGGAUCGUUGUCACCUCUCUACAGAAACGCAAUCGAUACGCUUGAACACUUUGCCAUGGCAGAGGGAAUGAUGAUUCCGUGGAUCAAGGUGGUUGGGGAGGAUUUUAUCGAACGAGUGGAGGAUGGAGAGUCAUUGGCUUUGUUGAUCUACGUUUGCUGGGCAAGGCUAAUGGCCCGUCAAGAGAUGUGGUGGGCUCAAAGUGCAGGUAAGAUGAUCGUACAAGAUUUUGGACAUGUAGAAAGUGGUGAAGAGAGGGACCGCCUGUUAAAAUUGGCUCCUUUUCUACAUGAAAUGCUCUCCAGCACCUAA